AAGCUGGACAGGCACACAGGCAGUAGAUAACGUACAAUUGCACAAAGGCACUCGCAAAUUCCUUCAGAUUAUGUAAUUUCUGACAUGCAUUCUCUGAAGGGCUGAUCUAAUCCAGAGUUAGAAUUACAGUGCUUGAAUAGCUGGUUUCUGACACAACUGGUUACCCAUAUGUCAGAAGCAAAAGUGAUUGUUUUUUUGACCAAUGGAUUUUUGUAACCGCUUCAACCAUUGCCGUGUAAAACUAGGCUUAGUUAUACUGUCAAUGGCUUCAACCAAUAGCAUUUCACAACGACUAGCGACCCGACUUGGCAAAUGAUUUAACUUCUGCGUGUAACAGUCUGUAGUCUGAAAGUCCAGAAUGGAGUAACUCUGCCAGGCACUAGCUGAGCAAACAGCUGAAUUUAAAUAACAGACUAAGUUGGGGAGUUAAUAUGUAUUGGAAAACACGCAAGUCCAAUUAAUAUUUCACGUGCUGCAAUGAGAUAAGAUAUAGUGGGCGUUAUCAUCUGUCUUUGGAUAACAUCAAGGGUUAUGACUGAGCUAUAAUCUUACUUAUCUAUGCCAAGAUAAUAAUUAGCAUUACAUGUUUUCGUUAUCUCUCAAGUAUAUUGAAUGGCGACUGUAUGAUAUUGCUUUACGGAUUAGGCAGUUCUAGUUGUAAACCAGAUGGAACUUCACAUGUUCAGAUCAUGUACUCUCAAUGGUUCAGAUGCUAUUUUACUUUAGGAGUAACCUUAGAGUAGAGCUACUACAGGUACUUGUUAGUUACAGGCCAACAUUACAAGAAGUUCGAGGGGCGGUGGUGGUUCUGGCAAUGGCUAGGCUAUUAUUGGCAAAGGCAGUCCUCAUGCUAAAAAUAAUAGCACUCACAUGCUAACAUAACUACACAGUAGCCGUUCUAUAUGUGAUAUUGCAAUGCCAAUUCAAAAUAAUCUCAGAAUAGCAUGGGUUAGUUGAAACAGAUCAUUAAUUCUAGAUCCGUCAGUAUUUUAAGGGGUUGAAAACCUUCACCUGCCUCACCUAAAUCGAAACAAACACUGAUAGUUAUUAGCUAGCGACGGCUGUGCAUUGAAAUUGAUUGCUAAUACCAAUGCGUUAACCAAUGCACUGUCCAGUAUGUGACAAAUUCCGGACACGUGUGUAGAGUAAAACAUGUAGACGAUCUUCAAAAUGUCUAUACUUCAGCCUUGUGUAACAGAAUGAGAAAAUUAGUGUCUCGACUCCGUUGUUUUCAAGUCACGUAGCUAAGGAGUAGCAGUGAUCUCUGGUAGCAGCACGUACUCACAAGCUAACCUAGAAAAUGGAUUCGUGGUCCGUCCUACGCUAUGCAAUGGCUCAAGUGGGGAAAACCACGACAACGUUUAACACAACAGUUGAUCAACGCAUUAGCAUCUGCAGUAGUCCAGCUGCUUGUCGGCCCUGAAAAGAGAGGUGGAGGUUUAAGAUGGGAGGCCCACAGCUGUGGAGUUGUAUGCUUGGUGACGGAUCAAAGUGUACACUCUGUAUACAUACGCCUUUACUGUGUCAAGAGAGCUAAGUUGCUAUGGGAACAGGAGCUCUACACCCACUUCAGGUACUCUGCCCCACGUCCAUAUUUCCACAGCUUCCUGGGCGAUGACCGUGCUGUCGGGCUUAACUUUACUGAUGAAGAGGAGGCUGAGAAGUUUCUGUCAGCUGUUCAAAAACACAUCGACAGCUACAAAGGCCGACCUCAGACGCUGCAGCGGACGUACAGUGUGGACUCUACAUCAGGCCGUCUGCUAUGGGACAGGAGGGCACAAUGGGAGAGAAGUGCACUCAACUCACCAACUGAACUAAAGUCAGGACCACCAUCACCUGUGUCACCUGAGAGGAGAUGGGCAGUCAACCCACCUCUAGAUCGCUCCGCCGGGCAGUCGUCUGACAAACCGGACCCCACCCAGUCCAACCCAUCUCCAGAUCCUUCAGCCAAACAGGAGCCCACCCAGCCCAACCCCCCUACAGGCCCUCCACAGACCUUACCCAGACCCAAGAGAGUGGUUAUUCCCCUGGCGCUAAAGAAAGGACCACUACCUCCAGUGCCAGUCCAUGCAGGGGCAGGUGGUGGACGAGAACGAGCCCAGAGCUUGAUCCCACAGAUCGCCGUUCCCUCCUUACCCUUUGCUGUUCCACCUCCACCCUCCUUUCCAGCGCCCAAGAGGCCGGAUCUCCUGCCAGACCUUGGCGGUCCCCCCAGAGCCCGCACUCUGAGCGGACGGGAUUUCCCUUGGUGAAACAAUGUGGUGGGCGCUACAAUGUUGUGAAUCAACUUGAACACUUCACCUGAUAUGACCUGAUCAAUUACGUAGAAAUGUAAAAGUUGGUAAACAUCACUAAAAAUAAAAUCCAAGUGUAUAUCAUACCAUAUUUUUACUACAGUAGGCUCAUGGUUCAUAAUCU
Molecule: messenger RNA, 2418 nt
Organism: Engraulis encrasicolus (European anchovy)
Lineage: Eukaryota; Metazoa; Chordata; Actinopteri; Clupeiformes; Engraulidae
Product: actin nucleation-promoting factor WASL
Exons: 6
Coding region: 1326-2252 (308 amino acids)
Source: RefSeq, a predicted model, not a curated record